ACAAUGCCACGCCAAUUCCUCCUCCACCCCCAGCAGAGGCCCAACAAACAUACCAGAUCCAGCCGCAUAAUAUUCCACUAGUUCAACCAACGAACAAUGUCAUGCCAAUUUCUCCACCCCCAGCAGAGGUCCAACAACCUACCCCAGUACCUACUACAGUGCAGUCCCAGGAUCCUAUGGCUAAUCUGUACACGCAAAUGACCAAUCUCAACAUGAACCCUGUGGACCAUAACGUGGCACACCAACCUUCUGUGAGAGCUUUGCAUGAUGAUGCACCCCGGCCUCCACCCCUUAUUCGUGCAACGGGGCAACCGCUGGAAGUCGUCACGUAUUGUCCAGAAACGAGGGCAGUGGAUUAUUCGCUUUAUUGGUAUCGCUUGCCCGACCUACCAGACUUAUUGAUCUGCACCAGAUGUCACGCUGAUCACAUUCAAUCUACACAGCUGGCAAGCAAGUUUGAGAAGAUCAAACGGCCUGACAACUUCAACUCCAUGUGCUGUUUCUGGUUCCCUAGGGUAAAGGAGGUUAUUUGGCCUCAGGCUGUUCGAACCGGCAACAUGGAUGCACUGCAUGAAUUCCUGAAAAAGCGUCUCAACGUAAAGACAUGCAAAGGACGCAACUCCACCACAGCCUCUAAUGGAAUUAAAUGGUUUGGCAUGACUGGUAAUGAGAUCAACGGAUUCAUCUCGUGUGAGGCUUGCUACGAGGACCGGAUAGCAGGAACACCAUUUGAGACCAGAUUCUCGCCAUAUCGUGAGCAGCCAACCAAUGAGCAAUGGUCUUGUGACAUCGCCACGCCGUUCAUCUCUCGAGUUGUUGUCAAGAAGGCCAAAGAGGAUGACUGGGCCGGCUUUGUUAGUUUAGCGACCCAUCGUCUCUCCUUGCCAAAAUGCGAGGGAAGGGAUAUACAGUCAAACGACUGCACCUGGUACAUGCCACGCAUCAAAAUUGAGAAUAUGCGAGCUUGUGAAGCUUGUUAUCUAGACCGAGUUGGCUUCACACGGUUUGAGAAGGAGUUUGAGAAGUAUGUCAUGCCCCCAGGCUUCGACUCAUACUUCGAACACAUGACCCAAUUCUGGUCUUGCAAAUUAAACGAAACCAACCUUCCCCUGGUAUGGGCCUUGGAGAAUGCCAUUGAGCAGCGCAACUGGUCUGUAUUCAGCAGUUCGGCGGAAGUGGCGUGCCGCCUCCCACCUUGCACAAAAAACGGAAUUAUCCGCGGCAACUGGUGGACAGUCCAGGGAGGAUGCGACAACUUUGAUGUGUGUGAGACCUGCUAUGUGUCCGUUCUCAGAACCAGUGGAGUUGCUCAAUUCUUCGAACCCGUUCAGCGCAAUCCCGAGGCAACUCUUGUUUGCGACUUUUGUGUUUCCAGUCCCCGAUUCCGGCAAUAUCUCAGAAAAUAUGCUCAAUCUGUAGACCUAGGAGUUUUCAGUUACUACCUAGACUAUGUUCGGACAUUUGCCUCGGUUCCUGUUUGUCCUGGCCUAGAUGUCGUGGAGAAGGGACAUUGGUGGGGCUAUCCAAAUGCUUUAUUCUGCCAAGAUUGCUAUCUGAGCUUCGUCACCGACACAAAGCUGGGCGAUUCCGUGGUUUUAAAGAAAGCAUAUGAUGAGCGUGCCCAGAUUUGCCAGAUCUGGUCUUCUCGUAUGCGUACAAUGUGGUUGAAAGUAUGUGAUGCUGGCCCACCUGGAUCACCCGAGUCGGAAGAGAAAUUGGCGGAAUUCAUAGAAUUCGGGGGCAAGCGGUUGAAGAUAUACACUCAAACUGUGCCUCAGAUGAAGUUUAUCCGCGAAAUGAAGCUUAUGAAAAUGCAGAACGCAAUGCACCAGGGUCUUCUGAGUGUCAUGUACAACGGUAUGGAUGGAUUGGCCUCGAUAUCUGGUACCACGGAUGGACACCUUCAUGGAAACAGUCAGUUGGGCUGGUAUGAAACUGAACAGGGAGCGCAGGGAGCGCAAAUGUUCAAUAACAUGCAAGCUGGUUUUGCAAGUGCCAAUCGGGCGGACGAAUGGAUGCAAAUAUUCCAGCUCGAGAGGAUAUGGAAGGAAGUUGAGUAAGCCAAAGGCUCGACCGACACAUGGAGGGUGGGAGGUUCAAGGUUGAAGCGAUAAAACACACAUUGACAGAAUGAUCACAUAGUACCGUAGCAUCAACAUAUAUUUGAGAGCCC
This is a messenger RNA of Trichoderma virens Gv29-8, 2173 nucleotides long. RefSeq lists its product as uncharacterized. The transcript has a single exon. The record is from RefSeq and is a predicted model, not a curated record. Bases 102 to 2060 code for a protein of 652 amino acids. NCBI's taxonomy places the organism in Eukaryota, Fungi, Ascomycota, Sordariomycetes, Hypocreales, Hypocreaceae.